Capsaspora owczarzaki ATCC 30864 is the source of this 1911-nucleotide messenger RNA. RefSeq lists its product as hypothetical. Bases 138 to 1802 code for a protein of 554 amino acids. NCBI's taxonomy places the organism in Eukaryota, Filasterea, Ministeriida, Capsasporidae. The transcript has a single exon. The record is from RefSeq and is a predicted model, not a curated record.
UUUUAUUUUUUAUUUUUAAGGAGUUCGAUUUUUUUCUAAAACGCAACUCAAAACCAGCGAACAAACAGUUCUGUCAUUCAACACUCGACGACGCUUCCUCAAACAAAGAACAAACAAAAGCCAACCUCGCAACAACAAUGUCUGAAGCGGCGGCGGCGGCGGCAUCGGACUCUGAGCAUCAGCAACAGCAGCAGCAGCCGCGGCUUGAGAAGCGCGGGUCGUGGUUCAACUCUGUCGGCUCCAAGAUGCGCCGGUCGCUGUCGUCCAUGUCAUCAUCAUCAGCAUCAUCAUCAUCAUCAGCAAUGCCAGUUGCAGUCGUCGCUCAGACCAAUGGCAAUGGAGUGGCAGCGAGCGACGCCAUGGAUGCUCAUACUCAUGCUAACAGCAGUAGUAGCAACAAUGGGAACAAUGGCCUCACAACCCCAGCCGCCCACGCUGCAGCCACCAGUGCUCAUGCCAGUGCUAGUGUGACUAAUACUGCUACUGCUACCACUGCGACUACCACUGUGACUACUACUACGGCGACCACUGCGCACGGUGAUGCCGCCGUCGAUGGCCACGACCCACUGACGCACUCGAGCUCGGCGCUUGCUGCCUCUGCCUCUUCCUCCUCAAUGACCAGCCCGGGCGGAUCGCUGCGUGCGGGUGGAAGCAAGCGCAACACGCUCCUGUCGUCCUUGUUCAAGCGCGCCAGCGAGUCGGGCAUGCCCAGAUCCCUGUCGGACGGCGACUUGGAGCGCAACCAGCACUUGUACGCGCCGCUCACGCCAGAGGACAGGAAGCGCCUCGACAUGGACGGAGCGCACAUCCCAAGGCACUUGUUUGUGCGGCCAGUCAAGUCGUCGCUUGUCAAGGGCGACACGCUGCGGCGGAAACGCCAGGCCGAAGCUGCUGCUCGCGCUGCUGCACUCUCUGCUUCGGGCUCUGCGACUUCCACCACGUCCGUCACAGCAGCUGCAGCAGGACCAGGAGCAGCACCAGCGCACGCUACAAGCAUCCCGUCAAGCGCAUCGCAAGGGGCGCUCUCCAGCACCUUUGAGCGCUCUUCCACAGCGCCACUUGCACCGUCGUCCGCGCCGACUUCGGUUCCACCCUCGAUGGAUUCGAGUGCCGAGAGUCUGGUGCUCCAGCACGAUGGUGCAGACUCGUCUGGAGGCCUCACUUUUGCUCGCAUUGCACCAGCUGCUUCUUCAACGCCCGCCCACCCUCCUACAACUACGACUGCUACAACUACUACUGCUACUACUACGGUCGCCCCAAACUGGACGCAGACCUUCCCUGGCGGCUCAUCAACACCGCCACCGGUUGUCGCUGCUGCAUCGUCAGUGCCCUCCUCACCUUCUAGUGCCCCAUCGUCGUCCGGCCCCGUCUGGCCAACCGACUCGCGCGCUCAACCCUUCCAGCCGGGAUCACCAAGACGGCGUGUUGUUUUCUUUGAAGAGGUUGCCGUCGGCUCGACCCACACCCCGCAAAAGUACAAUCGCAAAUCCAAUGCCCCACGGCGCACCAAGCGCGAAAUUCUCGAAAUUCACGGCGAACUGUAUGCACUGCGCAACGAGCUCUUCCCGAACUGGUAUCUUAAUCAAGACAACGACACUGCCGUCUCGUUCUCGCAUCAGGUAGAGGAGGAGCUCGAGCGGCAAGCCUCAGAUUCCCUUCCAGAGGUGCCCGAUCCAUCCGGGGCUCACCCUUCCGACGCUUGCGAGCAACCAGACGCCCACGAGCCGAACGAAUCGAUGCAGUCCGACGAUGCAGUGGUACCUGAUGCUCAAGACACUUCUUCCGUUGAACUGGCUUCAUGAUUUGUUCCAAUUGGUCUGUUUGGGUUUGUUCAUUUUUCGUUAUCGUAGCAGAAUGUCCUCAAAAAUUAUCGUUUAGAUAUAGCCGACAUAAAGCCAUUCAAAUCGCACA